Chanos chanos (milkfish) is the source of this 3732-nucleotide messenger RNA. RefSeq names its product membrane associated guanylate kinase, WW and PDZ domain containing 1b (gene magi1b). Gene Ontology annotation, biological process: signal transduction. Lineage: Eukaryota; Metazoa; Chordata; Actinopteri; Gonorynchiformes; Chanidae. The record is from RefSeq and is a predicted model, not a curated record. Gene Ontology annotation, molecular function: protein binding. The transcript is spliced from 22 exons. Gene Ontology annotation, cellular component: cell-cell junction; cytoplasm. The coding region runs from base 1 to 3732 and encodes 1243 amino acids.
AUGUCCAAGGUGAUACAGAAGAAGAAUCACUGGACCACCAAAGUUAACGAGUGCACGGUCUCUAAAGACCUUCGCGGCGAAUUGAAUGUACAGUUACUCGGCGGAGCGGAGAAUGGAGAGUUUGCAUACAUUGGACAAGUUAAUGAGAACAACGUGGUUUACAGAAACGGAAAGCUAACAGAAGGGGAAAUAUUGUUAGAGGUGGAGACUCUGUCUGUCUCUGGAUUGCCUCUGUAUGACGUAUUGACAGUGAUUAAGAAUUGCAAAGGUCCCAUUAGACUGAAAACUGUAAGACAAGGAAACAAACUGAACAAGGACCUGAAACACUAUCUGAGCCAGAGGUUCCAAAAGUCUUCCCCUGACCACGAGCUUCAACAAACCAUCCGAGACAACCUGUAUCGUCAUGCUGUGCCUUGUACCACCCGACCCCCUCGUGGCGGAGAAGUCCCCGGAGUAGAUUAUAACUUCCUCUCUGUGGAGGAGUUCCUAAAGCUUGAACAGAGUGGGACGCUUCUGGAGAUUGGCUCUUAUGAAGGUAACUAUUAUGGAACACCCAAGCCGCCGAGCCAGCCCCCUAGUGGGAAAGUGAUUACCAGUGAUGCUUUGCAAGACAGCCUGCCUGGCUCUCAGCACUCCACUCCCAGACGCACCAAGUCUUACAAUGAAAUGCAAAAUGCUGGAAUAGUGCCUGUGGAGACUGAGGAUGAUGACGAACUGCCUGAAAUGAAUAGUAGCUUCACAGGAGACUCGAGUGAACUUGACGAGCAUCCCUCUGUGCGACCCUACGCCCGUGACAACGCUCCCUCCUACAGUCUUAACAACGCCUCGGCGUCAACCACGGACAGCUCUCAGCAAACGCACACACACCCCCACCAUCCCCCCGAAGAGGACCCGCUCGGGCCUCUGCCUGACAACUGGGAGAUGGCUUACACAGAAAAUGGAGAGGUCUACUUUAUAGACCACAACACAAAGACGACAUCCUGGAUCGACCCUCGGUGCCUGGAUAAACCACAAAAACCCCUAGAAGAAUGUGAAGAUGAUGAAGGGGUACAUACAGAGGAGCUGGACAAUGAGUUAGAGCUGCCAACAGGCUGGGAGAAGAUAGACGACCCUGUAUACGGAGUUUAUUACGUAGAUCAUAUUAACAGAAAGACCCAGUAUGAGAAUCCCAUAUUGGAGGCUAAGAGGAAGAAGCAGCUCGAGCAGCAGCAGCCACCUGAAGAAUGGAUUGAAGAACACUCAUCUGCUGGAGCUCCACUUGCCAGCUAUGCCAGCAACCAUCAAGAGACCUACCGGGACCCCCAGUCAGCACCCCCACUGCCACCCCAAAUAGGAACCAAACGAGGGAAGCCAUUCUUCACCAGGAAUCCCGCAGAGCUGAAGGGAACUUUCAUAAAUACCAAACUAAAGAAGAGCCGACGGGGUUUCGGUUUCACUGUGGUGGGAGGGGAUGAGCCUGAUGAAUUCCUUCAGAUUAAAAGUCUAGUGCUGGAUGGCCCAGCUGCCCUAGAUGGGAAAAUGGAGACAGGUGAUGUGAUAGUGAGCGUGAAUGACACCUGUGUGCUGGGCUACACUCACGCUCAAGUCGUGAAGAUCUUCCAGUCCAUUCCCAUUGGUUCCAUGGUGGACCUGGAGCUGUGCCGUGGCUACCCUCUGCCCUUCGACCCCGACGACCCCAACACCAGUUUGGUCACGUCUGUGGCCAUCGUGGAUAAGGAACCCAUUAUCGUCAACGGCCAGGAGAUAUAUGACUCGCCGUCUAGCCACGGCAGCCAGACCGGCGGCAGCCUCAACGGCACCAAGGAGCCACGUGCCCACAGUCCCUCGGCCGAAGUGGCAUCCGGCGAAGGUUACCCCAACGACGUGGUCACGCUGGCCUCCUCGAUCGCCACGCAGCCUGAGCUCAUCACUGUGCACAUGGAGAAAGGAGACAAGGGCUUCGGCUUCACUAUUGCAGACAGCCCGUCUGGAGGAGGACAGAGGGUGAAGCAGAUCGUGGACUACCCCCGCUGCAGGGGUCUGAGGGAAGGGGACAUUAUCGUGGAGGUGAACAAGAGAAACGUGCAGAGUAUGACGCAUAACCAGGUGGUGGACCUGCUGAGCAAAUGUCCCAAAGGCAGUGAAGUCACCAUGCUGGUGCAGAGAGGGGUUGCACCUGCGAAGAAAAGCCCCAAGCUGCAACCAUUGGAGAGAAAGGACAGUCAGGGCAGCUCCCAGCACAGUGUGUCAAGCCAUCGCAGCGCACACACUGAUUCUCCCAUUCACCUGGCUCAAGCUUUGUCUACCGAGACGGCUGCCCCACCACCACCCGCACAGCCUCUGCCAGGCCUGCCCCCCCAGGAGCCCCUGGCAGACGGCACCAUCCAGAAGAAACCCGACCCCUUCAAAAUCUGGGCCCAAUCCAGGAGCAUGUAUGAAAGUAGGCUGCCUGAUUAUCAAGAACAGGAUAUUUUUCUGUGGAGAAAAGAUACUGGCUUCGGCUUCCGAAUUCUGGGAGGCAAUGAGCCUGGAGAGCCUAUUUACAUUGGGCACAUUGUGAAGUACGGCGCGGCGGAUGAAGACGGGCGGCUGCGGUCGGGCGAUGAGCUCAUCUGCGUGGAUGGCACAGCUGUCGUAGGGAAGUCUCAUCAGCUGGUGGUUCAGCUCAUGCAACAAGCUGCAAAGCAAGGCCACGUCAACCUGACCGUCAGACGCAAAACCGGAUAUGGAGUGUCAAAGGUCGACGGGGAAGCGCCGCCGUCGCCGGCCUCUUCCCACCACAGCAGCACGCAGGCUCCGUCUCUAACAGAGGAGAAGCGCACGCCGCAGGGCAGUCAAAACUCGCUGAACACGGUCAGCUCCGGCUCGGGCAGCACCAGCGGCAUCGGCAGCGGGGGAGGCGGAGGCAGCGGCAGCGCGGUGGUCAACACCGCCAUCCAGCCGUACGACGUGGAGAUCCGCCGCGGAGAGAGCGAAGGCUUCGGUUUCGUCAUCGUCUCCUCCGUGUCCCGGCCUGAGGCUGGAACCACGUUUGCUGGAAACACAUGUGUGGCCAUGCCCCACAAAAUAGGUCGCAUCAUUGAGGGGAGCCCAGCCGACCGCUGUGGAAAACUGAAGGUUGGAGACCGCAUUCUGGCUGUCAACGGCUGUUCCAUCACCAACAAAUCUCAUUCAGACAUCGUCAACUUGAUCAAGGAGGCUGGGAACACCGUUACGCUGCGCAUCAUUCCAGGAGAUGAUUCCUCUAAUGCAUCGUUGUUGACCAAUGCAGAGAAAAUAGCCACCAUCACCACUACACACACACCUCAGCAACAAUCAGCACCUGAGCCAAGAAACAACACCAAACCAAAACAGGAGUCUUUUGAGUUUAAAGCUCCACAGGCUCCUCCACCUGCAGCUCCAGCACAAGCUCCUGAACAGGAGGCUGAAUUGUACUCGGUCGAUCUGGAACGCGAUAGUAAAGGCUUCGGGUUCAGCCUUAGAGGAGGUCGUGAGUACAACAUGGACCUCUAUGUUCUCAGGCUAGCCGAGGACGGAGCAGCGGUUCGAAAUGGGAAGAUGAGGGUAGGGGAUGAGAUUCUGGAGAUUAACGGCGAGAGCACCAAGGGAAUGAAGCACGCCCGGGCCAUCGAACUGAUCAAAAACGGUGGGCGGAAAGUCCAUUUGGUCCUCAAACGAGGGGAUGGCUCCGUGCCGGAAUAUGGUGGGUCAAUCUAUGAAAACAUUCCCUUCUCUCCCGUCUUCACCCCCUGA